AUGGCGUUGGCGCCGGUCCGCGUUGUCUGCCUGGCUGUUCUCAUGGCCUCUAUCCGACACUGCGCCACCUCUGAGAUAAGUGACACUUUGAUAAAGACGGAUUUCUCGAUCACAAUCCCCAAAGAGGGACUUCAGGCGAACGUUGAGAAAAUCUUUCACCUCGGGCCAUCUCAGACUCUAGGUGUGUUCGACUUCUCCAACAGUGCGAGUUACUUGCCGGCAAGCCCCGCCACCGAGACCGGAAAAAGGUCGUCGGAUCAGGUCGGCAGCAGUGCUUUUGCGUUUGAGAACGGUAAGUGCAACUUCGACAGAGUCAUCGGGUACAACCAACUCUUCCCCGGAUACGAGACACCCCUGUGGGUUCGUGCUUCCUCUCCAGCGAACUCGGACGAGGAGGGGUCGACAGAGGUGACGACGUACAAGUUUACGAAUCCUCCCGAAGAGAACUUGUAUGGGAAGGGUCAGUUUCUGCAUACGUUUCCAGACUG
Messenger RNA from Toxoplasma gondii ME49, 488 nucleotides. RefSeq names its product Toxoplasma gondii family A protein. The record is from RefSeq and is a predicted model, not a curated record. Lineage: Eukaryota; Apicomplexa; Conoidasida; Eucoccidiorida; Sarcocystidae. The annotation marks the transcript as partial. The transcript has a single exon.